ACUAAUUUAACUGUUUCCAAUAUGCCACGUGCUUCUUUGUUGUUCUACAAACGUUUGAGGGGGUAAAUAUGUGAAAUGACGAAAAUAGCCUCCCUGCAAACUCUAUCCUCUCGUCUAGCUUCCCGGCGAUUUUGCUUUAAUUUUGAGCUCAAACUCCAUGAAUAUGUCUCUCGGCUUCUCCUGCUCUGCCUCUCUUUCCCCUCAACUUCCAAGUCAGCUACUUGCGAGAAACAGCAACAAUGGAGGCCUCGAAAAGGUGAAAAACCUAAUUACAAAAACUGGAAUUCCUUCUCACAUCACCUCUCCACUUGAAUCACUCCAAAAGGGCAAUUGGGUAAAACUCAUCUGCGGCGCCAGCUUUGAGGAUGUAGUUGACAUCAGGAAUCUCUCUCUGGUUUACACUCUUGCUGGAGUUGAUUGUAUUGAUUGUGCUGCUGAGUCAUCGGUUAUUAAUGCUGUACACGACGGUAUCGAAGCGGCUAGAUCUAUAAUUCCCGUUCGAAGGCCUUGGGUGAUGAUCAGUAUCAACGAUAGUGAGGAUCUUCAUUUUCGUAAAGCUGAAUUCGACCCGGAUGAUUGUCCGAUUGAUUGCUCGAGGCCAUGUGAGAAUGUUUGUCCAGCUGAUGCAAUCUCAUAUUUAGGCAAAGAUGGUUUAUCCAAGGGUGGUGUCUUAGCUGAACGCUGCUACGGUUGUGGACGCUGCUUACCGAUUUGCCCGUAUGAUAAAAUAAGAGCAAUUACAUAUAUACGGGACGUCGCUGCUACAGCUAAACUUCUUAAACAAGAUGGCAUCGACGCCAUAGAAAUUCACACUAGCGGAAGGGAGGCGGAUUCGUUCCGUGAACUCUGGAAUGGUCUAGAAGGUUCGAUUGAUAAGCUAAGACUUGUAGCAAUUAGUUUGCCUGAUUUAGGGGAGUUGACUAUACCUGCAAUGAAUUCUAUGUAUGCAACAAUGAACGUCAACCUUCACUGCCUCAAUUUAUGGCAGUUGGAUGGGCGCCCCAUGAGUGGAGAUAUUGGACGAGGCGCGACAAGGGAAGCAAUCAAAUUUGCCCGAGAUUUAGUCUCCAUCAAAGACAAGCCUAGAGGUUUUCUUCAAUUAGCGGGUGGCACAAAUGCUCACACGGUAGAGGGUCUCAAAAGGGAGAGAUUAUUCCAAACCGCCGCCACCUCAUCUGAGAAAUCACUGGAUUCGUCACAUGCUAUGAUCAGUGGAGUAGCUUACGGUGGUUAUGCACGAAAAAUAGUCGGUAGGGUGUUGAGAUCUUUGCAAUCCGAGCAAGGUUAUGCCCAUCUCGAAGAUUACCCGGAUCAUCUUCUCAAGGCACUUAUAGAAUCGAUUGCUUUAGUUGGCACAGUUAAAUCCUAUAAUAAUAAUGGGAGUUAGUUUGUGAAAUACGAGGUAAACUACGAAGAACCCAGCUUACAUGUUGGAUUGUAUAUCGGAAACUGCAAUUGUAAACUGAAAUGCAAGAAGAAAAUGAGGUAUAAUUUGUAUAUAGCUGAGCAUAAUUGAGAAUGUUAACGGUUAUGAUUGUUGAAUUUCCGUAAUACCACUGUCUACAA
Erythranthe guttata (spotted monkey flower) is the source of this 1566-nucleotide messenger RNA. RefSeq lists its product as hypothetical. NCBI's taxonomy places the organism in Eukaryota, Viridiplantae, Streptophyta, Magnoliopsida, Lamiales, Phrymaceae. The record is from RefSeq and is a predicted model, not a curated record.